CCCCAUGUCGCGCCUUCUUCGGUGGAAUCUCACCUUUAAUCAACAUUUAUACGGCAAGGUAUACGACCAGUUUGUGCCAGAUCUCACGGAAUUAAAACAUGACGAGUAGAGGACCUCGGGCGCGCUCCUCUAAAUCCACGCCGAAAGCGACAACCUCGUCGCCUACCUUGACAAAUGCCUUCACCCAACGGAAGCUGACGGACUUCAAGAAAAAGGGGAAAAAGAUAGAAAGUGAGACGCGGAAGAGUAACAAACGCAACUUAGCGGAGGCGGUCAAAGAAGUAGUCUUACAGUCGGAGGAACCCGGCGUUAAGGUUGCACGACUGGAACUGCCCUCAGAAAGUGAAGAGAGCGUCCCCAUAGAUCUAAAAACUAUUGAUGCUGAGGACAAUGAGAUACCAGUACUGGAUGCUUCCUCAUUAGACCCAGAAAAUGAGAAUGAGUCCCAUGUGGAGAUACCGGAUCGGAUCCGCUCACUUGUUGCGGACAAGCCAGCAGUACUAGAAAUAUUGAAGGACUUUGACCUCAACUAUAAUUACGGUCCCUGCGUUGGUUUGAGUAGAAUGGAGCGAUGGGAGCGCGCGCAAAAGCUGGAGCUAGACCCACCAGAGGAUAUCAGACUGAUUCUUCUGACACCGGAAGCCAGGCAAGAUGAAGACCUUCGGCAGCCGCUCUGGCAUAAUGACUUAUAGAUGGGACAUCAUCCCAAGAAUGGUAUAAUUCUUGACGUCCUCUUGCGGGACCUUUUACCGAGUCUUGUAAAUAAACCAGUUUUUGAAGCGAA
Molecule: messenger RNA, 784 nt
Organism: Spizellomyces punctatus DAOM BR117
Lineage: Eukaryota; Fungi; Chytridiomycota; Chytridiomycetes; Spizellomycetales; Spizellomycetaceae
Exons: 3
Coding region: 99-692 (197 amino acids)
Biological process (GO): DNA synthesis involved in DNA repair; DNA-templated DNA replication
Cellular component (GO): delta DNA polymerase complex
Molecular function (GO): DNA-directed DNA polymerase activity
Source: RefSeq, a predicted model, not a curated record